AGCCUUGAAUGCUCCUCCGUCUUUCCACCUGCAAAGACAGAAACUGGAACGAGCAAAGAUGAGUAACAUUCUUAAAAACAAGAUACAGUAUCGACCUGACCGACAGAAACUGGUUCAUCAACAUAUCCUUGAAGAUACGACAAUUGACCCCAGUCUUCACGAGAAGCAGAAGCAGCUGAAGAAAGCUCGGCUUACAGACAACCUCAACAACCGCAUUUCACAUCGACCUGGACCUCUAGAGCUGAUUAAAGGAAACAUUCUUUGUGCUGAUGAAAGACUAACACAAGCCAUAAAGGAGGGACAAAUAACUUUCAGGAAAACUUGUGAGGGAGAAACAAUCCAGCAUCCAUCCCCACAGCUUAUGAACGAGGAAGAAAGCAGUAGUGAUGGAGCCUUAUCGUCUCCUCAAGAGACAAACGGACAGUCACACAGCAGCUUUCCAUCACUGGACACAAGUGAGACAUCUCCAAUUUUGGAGUCCCCGAACUCUAAUAAAACUACAUCUCUCUCUUCUCCUGGGAGUUCUCCAUUGUCCUUACAUGCUGUUUCUACCCCGUGUCCACCAACAACCAGCUCUGUGACAGAUUCACCGUGCCAUGGUCAGAGUAAAGACGGUAUGAGUGGCAGCAGAAGUCGAAAAAAAUCUAAAUCAAAGUUUCAGCCAAAAACAAGAACCAUCAAAUUUCAUGAAUAUAAAGGUCCCCCUAGUGCUCAGAAAAACCACACAGUACUGUCAAGUCCAGUAGAGACUACAUACGAAUUACUGCUUCAACAACAACAACUCUUCCUACAGUGGCAGCUGGAGUGGCGACACAAAUAUCCUCAGAUCGUAGUACCAUCUGGUUUCUGUAACAACUUGUCUUCUGGUGAAGUAAGUUUGAGUGACCUGAAAGCUGAAUUAAAAAGACGAAAUUUGCCAGUGUCAGGUCCUAAACCUCAGCUCAUUGAGCGUUUGAAGACUCAUUCUAAUGUAACCCCAAGCACUUCCACAGCAUCUUCGUCUGCUUUCACAAAUGUUUCUUCUACUGUAAAUACUAGUGGUCCAUCAACACCAGUCAGUGUGGGUGGAAACUUUCUUGACAACAUGCCCUCAGUUCUUCAAUACACCACUGACCAUGACAUUAAUUCAAUGUCUCCUGUGGUGGGCAUCGAAACAGUGACUAAUGAGGUUCCUGCGUUGCCUAGCACUGAAUCUAACUUUGAGAUUUAUCAAGUAUCGAAUAAGAUACAACCUUCACCACAUACUGAUGCGAUGGAUACCGAGAUGAACAUAACACUAGAUGUUGGAGAAAGUUCUACUGAAGAGGACAUAGUAAGACUUCAACAAAAACGUAUUGAGGAGCUCCAGUUGGAGCUUCAGAG
Molecule: messenger RNA, 1362 nt
Organism: Limulus polyphemus (Atlantic horseshoe crab)
Lineage: Eukaryota; Metazoa; Arthropoda; Merostomata; Xiphosura; Limulidae
Product: MKL/myocardin-like protein 2
Exons: 7
Source: RefSeq, a predicted model, not a curated record